This is a messenger RNA of Symbiodinium necroappetens, 1238 nucleotides long. Lineage: Eukaryota; Dinophyceae; Suessiales; Symbiodiniaceae. The record is from the annotation of a GenBank genome assembly.
GCCCUACAUCUGAAUUUCAUGCUUGAUCGCAAGGCGGUGUCCCGGGCCAUCAUUCCCAUGUGCAGCUUUGGCUUGGCGGACCCCGAGACCGGCGUCCCCUAUGACAAGAAGGUCCAAUGGUCCCUGCACGAGUCGGCCGGGGGCAAGGGCUGGGAGACGAUGGCCGUGACGAGUCACGACGUCCCGGACGAGAACCUGAGGCAGGAACUGGCGAAGCACUCCAUGACGGGCGAACGCUAUGACUUCAUUUGCUUUGAGGGGGAAGCAAGCCAGCAGCCCAGACGCCUACGCGCCCUCGUCGCCCACUUGCAUGUGACGAUGGGACACUUGUCGAAUGAUAGGCUGGCUAGGCUGCUACGCUUGAGCGGUGCCAAGGACUCUGCGGUGACGUUGGCAGGGGCUUUGCGCUGCCAAGUUUGUGCGAUGACUCGUCCUCCAUUGCCCACCCCGCAGGUGGCCUACCAAAAGCCGAAGGCCUUCAACGAGAGGGUCUCUGGCGACUCCUUCUUCAUCUGGGACGCGGAGGGGAAGAAGUUCGCGGCCACCCACUACAUCGACGCCCUUACCGAUUACCAGGUGGCCGACCUCACGGAUUCUCCCGACUCGUCGUUCGCGAGGGAGGUGUUCCAGGAUCUGUGGCUCUCAGUCUUCGGCCCUCCCGAUCUCUUGAUCACGGACGGCGGCAGCGAGUUCAAAGGAAGCCUCGAGACCAUGCUCGACUUGUUUGGCGUGGUGCAUGAAGUGACCCCUGAGGGAGCCAAGUGGCGUCUAGGCCAGGCCGAACGUCACGGCGCGGUGCUGAAGCUCAUGGUCAUGAAAGUGGUCAAAGGUAUGGGGCUGAAGGGACUGAAGGAUAUGCGCCACGCCCUUUUGGCUUCGGUGGCAGCCAAGAACAGAACCCUCAACCGGGGCGGCGUGUCUCCCAUGCAGGCGGUGACAGGCCGGAGUACGAUGAUACCGGGCUCCCUCAUGCAGCAGCUGGCCUCCGGAAGGGUGAAGUUCCAGUACAAUGAGGCCGUGACGAACAGUGAGGCCGUGGCCCGGGCAGAGAGGAUACGCAUAGGGGCUUUGGAGGCCUUCCACUGGCUGGACUCCCACGAUGCCCUUCGCAAAGCGCUGGCUUCAAGAUCCCGCCCACCUCACAUGGAGGGCGUUCGGGAAGGAGCCAUUGUCUAUGUCUAUGACCCUCCGGCGAGUCGCAAGGGCCUGGCCAGGCGAAUGCAGGACAACAGCAGUUG